Messenger RNA from Cygnus olor (mute swan), 7097 nucleotides. It is a transcript of the gene L3MBTL1, whose product is annotated as L3MBTL histone methyl-lysine binding protein 1. Gene Ontology annotation, biological process: regulation of DNA-templated transcription. Gene Ontology annotation, molecular function: zinc ion binding; protein binding. Bases 234 to 2765 code for a protein of 843 amino acids. Lineage: Eukaryota; Metazoa; Chordata; Aves; Anseriformes; Anatidae. The transcript is spliced from 23 exons. The record is from RefSeq and is a predicted model, not a curated record. Gene Ontology annotation, cellular component: nucleus.
CGGCUCGGCGCGGCCCCGCGAGCACCGCCCUGGCUGGGCCGCCCGGUGCGGUGCGGUGCGGGCCGCCGGGCGCCGCCGUGCAGGGUAGGGUUUGCCAAAUCUCAGUCACGGUCUGCGUCUGAGUGGUAUAGGACCAGAGUGGAGCCAGGAGCAGACCUUGCCUGUGGUGGACCUGCUGUGCUCAUACCAUCUUAUGGUGGUACCAGUGGCUUGGUCUGUGCCCACACAAGGUGAUGGACAGCAGAGCAGAGAUGGAGGUUGUGAGAAGCACAAAAGGGAAUGCUGCUGGGGAGGUCAGUGUCCAUGUGGUCACCACUGAGAGCACUGUGCAGAGCACUCACCUGCCAACGACUGCCUUCAUCAUACCAGCAAACGCCACUACCAUCAACCUUCCUGCAAGCACCUUAGAAAUCCAGCGAUUCCCGAGGGAGCCACAGAGAAGCACAGGGGCUGAGAGGCCAGAGAGGGGAGCAGGGAGUGAACCUGUCACAGCUACUGUCAUCCCCCAGAUCAGUGGGGUGCAGACCUGCAACACAGUCCGUGUGCUGGAGUGGAAGGAUGGGGUGGCUACUUUGCCUGGAAGUAACCUGCGGUUUCGAAUAAAUGAGUAUGGGACACUGAAGGUGGUGAGUGCUGAUAAGAUGCCUCCAUCGGAAGCUAUAAAGGAGGGCCACGCAGAGAAAGAUGGGGACUCAGAGGUGGCACCAACUAGCAGGGACAAUCCUACUCCUGCUCAGGAUGUGUCAGAACAGCCCAAGCUGCCAACACCAGAAAGCAUGUGCCACUGUGACACAUGUGGCCGGAGACAUGUGUCAGAUGGAGCCCGGGAAGGCAGGGGCUUCUGCAGCGAGCACUGUCACCAGCAGUUCAAAGAAAGGUCUGUCAUUGUGGAAAACUCUGCCAGCAGCACCAACACCACUGAAAUCCUCAAGCCUGUUAAGAAAAGAAAGAGGAAGGACUACCAGAGCCCUUCAGAGGAAGAAUAUGAAUCUGAGCAAAUGGAGGAAAAGCAGGAAGAGAGGAAGAACUCUGUGGGAGACUCUGCCAUCAGCAAUCUGGAGGCUGACACAUGGAAUGGGAGCCAGCACGGUGCCAGCGAGGAGAAGAAAGAAGGCUGGUCUUGGGCGUCGUACCUGGAGGAGCAGAAAGCUGUCGCUGCCCCUUUAGAUCUCUUCCAGGAUUACCAAGUAGCUUCCCAGCACAAGAAUGGCUUUAAAGUGGGGAUGAAGCUGGAGGGAAUCGACCCACAACACCCAUCCAUGUACUUUAUCCUGACAGUGGCUGAGGUGUGUGGUUACCGGAUGCGCCUCCACUUUGAUGGCUACUCUGAGUGUCAUGAUUUCUGGCUGAAUGCUGACUCCCCUGACAUCCACCCUGCGGGCUGGUUUGAGGAGACAGGACAUAAACUCCAGCCUCCAAAAGGGGUUUUAGGUUAUAAGGAGGAAGAAUUCAGCUGGACAAACUACCUGAAGAUAACAAAGGCUCAAGCAGCUCCUAAGCAACUCUUCGUGAUCCGAAAUACUCACGAGGCUCCUCCAGGCUUUGAGGUGGGCAUGAAGCUUGAGGCUGUGGACCGCAUGAACCCUUCCCUGAUCUGUGUUGCCACAGUGACUGACGUGGUGGACAAUCGCUUUUUGGUGCACUUUGACAACUGGGAUGAUACUUAUGACUACUGGUGUGACCCCAGCAGUCCAUACAUCCACCCGGUCGGAUGGUGUCAGGAGCAUGGCAAACCCCUCACACCUCCUCAAGAUUAUCCUGACCCUGACAACUUCAUCUGGGAAAAGUACUUAAAAGAAACUGGAGCAUCUGCUGUUCCAGCUUGGGCCUUUAAAGUGCGCCCACCCCAUGGCUUCCUGGUCAACAUGAAGCUGGAGGCAGUGGACAGAAGAACUCCUUCCUUUAUCCGAGUGGCUAGUGUGGAGGAUGUGGAAGAUCAUAGGAUAAAGAUCCAUUUUGACGGCUGGAGCCAUGUGUAUGAUUUCUGGAUUGAUGCAGAUCAUCCGGACAUCCACCCCAUAGGCUGGUGCUCAAAAACUGGGCACCCACUGCAGCCUCCUCUUAGGCCAAAGGAACCAGCCUCCUCUUCCCAUGGGGGCUGCCCAACCCUGGGCUGCAAGAACAUGCCUCACACCAAGAGCUCCAAAUACAGCUUUCACCACAGGAAGUGCCCCACACCAGGCUGUGAUGGGUCAGGACAUGUGACUGGGAGAUUCACAGCCCACUACUGCCUCUCAGGGUGCCCGCUGGCAGAGAAGAACCAGGGCAGACUCAAGGCAGACUUGUCCGACACUGAGGCCUCAGCUCGCAAGAGGAACCUGAUGGGCUUCCCUCAGCGGAAGAAAUCCCGGCACCACGGGAGAGGGCGACCUCCAAAGUACCGGAAGAUCCAGCAGGAAGACUUCCAAACUAUUUCUUCAGACAAUAUGCACCAGUCGCUCUUCAUGUCUGCCCUGUCUGCCCAUCCUGACCGCUCUCUGUCACUCUGCUGGGAACAGCAUUGCAAACUCCUGCCAGGGGUGGCUGGCAUCACAGCAACCACAGUGGCCAAGUGGACCAUCGAUGAGGUUUUUAGCUUUGUUCAGACUCUGACGGGUUGCGAGGACCAAGCCAAACUCUUCAAGGAUGAGAUGAUUGAUGGUGAAGCAUUCCUCUUGCUGACUCAGGCUGACAUCGUCAAGAUUAUGAGUGUUAAGCUGGGCCCAGCACUCAAGAUCUACAAUGCCAUCCUCAUGUUCAAGAACGCUGAUGACACCUUAAAGUGACUUUUCUUGGCCCCGUUGGGACCGUCCUUCAGCACUGGUGCUGCCAAACUGUCUGGCCAGGACAGAGAUUCCCCCGACCGCCCGCAGCUUGUCGUGUCCUGCAGCAUCUCUGCUCUCCCACCAGUCCAUCUCCUGUCCUCUCCCUCACUCUCUCACCACGCUGCCUCUCUGCUCCAGCGCUGGGUACAGGCUGACCACGAGCCUUGGGGGUGGCUACACAGGCAGCAGGUGGAUGUGGGACUAGCCUGCCUCAGUGCGAAAGCUGCCCCGAUGUCCUGCUAUGACUGCACCUAUUCGGGUGUGUUCAGGGAUGGCGGAGCAGUGCAGAGGUUGUAGCAGCUGGGCACUGGCACCACAGCUUAAGCCACCAAGAUAAGGGUACAUACUCACAGGCUGGUCUUGCCUUUGCUCAGCAGCUGAGAGAGAUUUUUUUUUUUUUUCUCAGUGUGUUCCUCUCAGAGGGCUUGGAUGCUCCCAAGGAGCUUUUGCUCACUUUGCCUUUUCCUAUCUGAAAUCUUGUGACUCGAGACCUUCACCGCACUGGGAACCAGCGGCCCAUCUUUCCCCCACUGGGAGCAGUGUUUCCUGGCUGCAGCUCUGCCCAUGACCAGCAUCUCUGUUUUAUUCCUCUUUACUGUAAUGCAGCAAAUCCAUGGGGUCAGAGCUGGGUGGGUGCAGAACAAGCUGCAUUUCCACUUGCACUUCAGGCUGUCUUCGACAACAUGUCUCUGGGAGAAACAAUGCUUCGUUAGUUUGUUCCCUCCUGCAGCAAUUAAAAAAUCUUCUGUGAAGGAGAGUCAGGUCUGCUUUGGCCCACUUGGGGCCUUGGCGAACCUGAUCUCGUGGGUGGCAGCCCUGCCUAUGGCAGGGAGUAUGGAGUUAGAUGAUCUUUAAAAGUCCCUUCCAACCCAAGCCAUUCUGUGAUUCUGUGAUUAGGAGCAAGGCUCUUUCUAGAGUUGAGACCGCUGCCAAGGGCAAAAACUAUCUGUAGGCAGAAUCAGGGCUUGGUUCAUAAAGCAUUCCUGACUUGACUGACUUGAUCCUGUCAAGCUGCCUUCUCCCCCUUUUUUGCCCUUGAGAGGCCCCCAGACUUUCCUGUGUGAAGAGCAGGAUCCUCUGCUGUCUUCUAGAUUCCUUCCCUUCAAACCAAAAGAAAGCCAGCAGCUAACUGUUUUUCCUUCCUUCCUUCCUUCCUUCCUUCCUUCCUUCCUUCCUUCCUUCCUUCCUUCCUUCCUUCCUUCCUUCCUUCCUUCCUUCCUUCCUUCUUCCUGUCCUUUUAGUAACAUGCCACCUUUCCAACAAGGGUGCAAGCACUUUGGAAAUGCCCACGUAACUCUCCCUUGCAAUGGAGGAGGUUCCUGGCGCAGUCAGAUAUUCCGUGUGUUCCCAGGUACCAGGGAUGAGCCCUGUAGCACCCACACUGCACUUGCUGUACUUUGUCAUCCUGCGGGUGCUGCUGGAGCAGUGGUAUGGCAGUGCAGUGCUGGAGGGCAGCCACCCAACCCAAGGGCUCUCCAUAGUGUGCAGUGACGUUAUCCAAGUCCCACAUCCACUUUCUUUCUCGUUCCCAAGAAUGACAUGCCAGAGCAAAACAUUUUUUUCCCCUUUUCCAGUGUCCAAAGACAGAGAUUAAGGGUCUUGGUAAGUGCCCUAGCAAUGUCUUUUGGAGCAGAACUGCCUUGGAAGCCACUGUUACACUUGGGUCAAUCUGUUCUAGGAUUCCCAUGGAAAUGUAGCAUUUUGACUCUUUGUUACUGAAUAUUUGGGGUCACAUUUGACCUGCUCUUGAAAUGUCUGCUGCUUGCUCUUUAUGCAGGACUUGAAACUAGUCCGUGUAUUUAUUUUGUCAAUGCUUGGGUUUGAGUGAGCUCUCCCUCUCCUUUCCCUUUUCACUUUCUUUCACCUUUUCAAGCACUGUGGUGUGGCCAGCUGUGGAGAGAGGGUGAGUAGGAAAGAAAAACUGGGUCCCACAGUUACUCCUAGUCACCUUUGAUUCAUGGUAAAUGGUCCUGAAGGUGGUCUCUUUAGCUAAUGGGGAGUGUCUUCCUGGGCCACUGCGUGCUAGGGGAGAGGAGGAGCAGGCCUAGGACCUUCAGCUGUGGGACUCUUCAUGCAAGCCCCGCUGAGACAUCUUCAGGUGUGAUCUGGAAUGGUUCCUGCUUGGCUCUUGUUACCCUUGCAUAGGGUGUGGUUAUUGGGCUCAUAAGGAAACAACUUAUGAACAUCCUGUUCUCGUCUACUCCCUUCCCUUAUGCAAAGCCAUUCUUCCUGCUGGAGAAGGGACUAAGCAGUGUCACUGGGUGCUAGGCGAGGAGUGUCAGAUUAGGAACCCGUGUGAGUGAUGGAGUGCCUUGUUUCUCACGGGGCUGCCCUGGGAAGCAGAGGUAGUGGUGAGUUCAGAAGAUCCCUGCUGAAGGGCAAGAGGAGCCAUAAAGCUUUCAAGACCAGGCACAGCCAAUGCCAUCAGCUCUUGCUCUGUUGCAUGUGGUUGAGCCAUGCUCUGCCUGGGCAGCAGGCAAACAGGCAGAGGUGUGUGCUCUGUACUGUGCCAGCCUUCAGCAUCAGCAGGAAGCUAUGCCAAUGGCAUAAUGCCACACCUGGGCUCUUCUGACCUCCCUCUAAGCAAGCAGCCCCAAACCGGACAGGACUGCAGAGGUGCUUUCCCUUGGCUGUGAGGUCUGGCUGCAGAGCUGGAUCCCAGCCUCUGCAGGAUCUGAGCUCUGCCCAGGGAGCAGCUGUGAGGAAAACCAGCCCUGCUUGAAAGGGGAGGGUCUCUGCUGCACACACUUGUCUGCUGCUUGAACACCAGUUCUUCAGACUCUUAGGCUGUCUCUCAGCCCUUUGGGUACAAAUCUUCUGGGUUGUUUUAGGUGAAGGAGUUAUAGGGUUUGUAGAUGGUAAAGGGCUAUUUGCUGUUAAAUCUUAUAAGGCUUUUUGUUUCCUUUAAAAAGGAAACCAAACCCAAAGUAUUGUGUGUACAUGUGGAUGGGUGUUUGUGGGUACCAGUGUGGAAAAAAAAAAAAAAAAAAAUCACAAUAUCAUGUCCUCCACUGUUGGUGUGAUGCUGUUUUAUUGUGAUGGUCUCUGAAGCCAUGGAGGUGGCAGACCCCAGCCCAGGGUCUCAGGCAACACAUUCUCCAUGAGCAGAAGUUGUCUCUGGUCCCAAGAAGGAAGCCAGGAGAAGGAAGGUUCACUUGCACCCCUGGCCUUGGCAAGUCCUCUGUCUUCAGAGAGCAUUGACCAAGAGGCCCUCUUCAGGGAGCAUCAAGGGCAGCUGUGACCAAGGCAGAAGGACCAAAGUUUCCUUUCCUUUUCGCCCAAUGAGACUCCUUGCAGGAACAUCCACUGCCGUGUCACCGAGAAGCUGGAGUCAACACGGGGACUGAAUUGGGCCCACAGGUCUGGGGCCUUCCUGAGAGCUGUGACGACAGCGAAAGCUUCUAAGUCAAUGAAGGGUUUUUGAAGUCAAAUGUAUUUGUGAGUAGAGGCUCCCCACGCCUGUGCUCCCUGUUUGUUGUUCCUGUUCCUGCUGGAGCCAUGUGGGAUGUCCCACCAAACACUGGCUUCGGGCACAAGGCAUCUUCUGGGGUGGCAGUUCCACAGGUGGCUCUGGGUGCGUGGGGACUGUUGGAGUCUCUUGAGAAGGGAUUUUUCCUUGUGGAAACACGCAGCGUGAUGGUGCGAGGCUGAGGUCUCCAUUUCUGAAAGCAGCCAGCCUGAAGCUCAGCAAGGAGAGUGACAGUUUUCUGUCUUGCCAGAGACCAAGUUUGUCUGGGUGUGUUUAUGGCUUAGGGCAGGUGCCUCCUGCAGAGGCAGUCAGGGGACUUGAGUGCAAUGAAAGGAGUUGGAGAAGAGGAGGGAGCCUUGAGAGAAACACAACUUGGAUGCUUCUGCUCUUCUGUUCCUCAGUCCUUAACCUCUUUGGGGUAACCCCUUGGUGCACAGGAGAGGGAAAUAGCCGACCGCUGCAGCACAGCUCUGUCCCUCCAAUCCACCCCUUCCUUCUUGGGAGGAGAAAAAGAGGGGUAUGUUUUGGAAAGAUUAUGAUAAAGCCUUUUUGCACUUUCAUUCAUUUUGCACUCGUUUUUAUUUUUAUUUUUAUUUUUAUUUUUCAGCGUUUUUGAUAUUUGCACCUCCCCUUUUUGUGUUUUCAUAACAAAAAUACUUUUGUUGUAGCCAGUGAAGCUAUCCCAAACUUUGUGUCCUGAGUAUACAGAAAUUUAAAGGUCUUAUAUAUAUAAAUUUAUAACUGUAUAAAAAUAAAUUUAUAUAUAUAGAUCACGAUGUGAUGUGUUUUGUCAGUGUUUUAAAAUAAUAAAUGAAUGUGAGCAA